This is a messenger RNA of Macaca mulatta (Rhesus monkey), 5327 nucleotides long. RefSeq names its product leucine rich repeat containing 14 (gene LRRC14). The record is from RefSeq and is a predicted model, not a curated record. Gene Ontology annotation, cellular component: cytoplasm. Lineage: Eukaryota; Metazoa; Chordata; Mammalia; Primates; Cercopithecidae. Gene Ontology annotation, molecular function: kinase binding.
GCCGCGGCGCCGUGCGGGGCGCGGCGGACGGUCUAGGCGGGGCCGGAGGCGGUGGCUGCGGCUGCGGGACCGGCGCUAUGCUGGGCCUUCCUACCACCUGUGUGUGGCUUGGUAGUGGCCUAGGGUCUCUCCUCCCUGCUGAAGUCCCUCUCCUGCAGGUGGCCGUCUGCCCGGCCCAGCGCCAUGCACACGCUUGUGUUCUUGAGCACGCGGCAGGUGCUGCAGUGCCAGCCAGCUGCCUGCCAGGCCCUGCCCCUGCUGCCACGCGAACUCUUCCCCCUGCUGUUCAAGGUGGCCUUCAUGGACAAGAAGACAGUGGUACUGCGCGAGUUGGUACACACAUGGCCCUUCCCGCUGCUCAGUUUCCAGCAGCUGCUACAGGAGUGUGCCCACUGCAGCCGUGCCCUCCUGCAGGAGCGGCCUAGCACUGAGAGCAUGCAGGCCGUUAUCCUGGGGCUGACUGCCCGGCUCCACACCCCAGAGUCUGGGGCCAGCACACAGCCCCUCUGCAGGAAGCAUGCGCUGCGGGUGCUGGACAUGACAGGCCUCUUGGAUGAUGGUGUGGAACAGGAUCCUGGCACCAUGAGCAUGUGGGACUGUACUGCUGCCGUGGCUCGCACAUGCAUCGCCCAGCAGCAGGGGGGCGCCACAGAGCCUGGGCCAGCCCCCAUCCCCGUGGAGGUGCGUGUGGACCUGCGGGUGAACCGGGCCUCCUAUGCCUUCCUGCGGGAGGCACUCCGAAGCAGCGUGGGCAGCCCACUGCGGCUCUGCUGCCGGGACCUGCGAGCUGAGGACCUGCCCAUGCGCAACACUGUGGCCCUGCUGCAGCUUCUGGAUGCAGGCUGCCUGCGCCGCGUGGACCUGCGCUUCAACAACCUGGGCCUGCGUGGCCUGUCUGUAAUCAUCCCACACGUGGCUCGCUUCCAGCACCUGGCCAGCCUGCGGCUCCACUAUGUGCAUGGGGAUUCAAGGCAGCCCUCCGUGGAUGGCGAGGACAACUUCCGCUACUUCCUUGCCCAGAUGGGCCGCUUCACCUGUCUGCGCGAGCUCAGCAUGGGCUCCUCUCUCCUUUCAGGGAGGCUGGACCAGCUGCUCAGCACCCUGCAGAGCCCCCUGGAGAGCCUGGAGUUGGCCUUCUGUGCUCUGUUGCCUGAGGACCUGCGCUUCCUGGCACAGAGCCCCCAUGCUGCCCACCUCAAGAAGUUGGACCUGAGUGGUAACGACCUGUCUGGCAGCCAGCUGGCACCAUUCCAGGGUCUGCUGCAGGCAUCAGCAGCCACACUGCUGCAUCUGGAGCUGACUGAGUGCCAGCUUGCAGACACCCAGCUGUUGGCCACACUACCCAUCCUGACUCGGUGCACCAGUCUCCGGUACCUUGGCCUCUAUGGCAACCCACUGUCCAUGGCGGGCCUCAAGGAGCUGUUGCGGGACUCAGUGGCGCAGGCUGAGCUGCGUACUGUGGUGCACCCCUUCCCUGUGGACUGCUAUGAGGGCUUGCCCUGGCCGCCGCCUGCCUCUGUCCUGCUGGAGGCCUCCAUCAAUGAGGAGAAGUUUGCCCGCGUAGAAGCAGAGUUGCAUCAGCUGCUUUUAGCCUCAGGCCGUGCCCAUGUGCUCUGGACCACGGACAUCUAUGGGCGACUGGCUGCAGACUACUUCAGCCUAUGAUGAAGUAGUUCUGGGUGAGACACAGGCUGUCCUGCAGUCUCUUUAGGUAGGCAGGGCCUUUGCUGGGACCCUGGUGGAGGCCUGUCACAAAAGCACUGGUUUCUGGUUUCCUGCUGGGUCCGCCUUGCUUCUGGGCACACCUCGAGCCUCCCCUGCUUUCUGCAGUGCCCCACGCGGUUUUCCCUGCACUUGCUCCAUGAUUGGUGACCAUCUGUGGGCCCCAGGGCUGGAUGUCAGGCUUCCAUUGCCCUGCUCAGUUUGGCUGCAUUUGGCUGCCCUCUGGGGUCCUGGUCCUUUGUGCAAAUGCUUUGGGAUCCCACUUGUGAGUUGAGAGAGAUGAUGGCCUCUCUGAGCCUUUCCCAUCCCUUUACUGAGAGCUCAGUGCUCUGGGGUUGAAGUUGGACAGAGGCUGCUUCAGGGAGGCUGGGGUCCCCAGGCACUCGUGCCUCUUAACGUGUUCCCUGCCCUGCCACCCAGCCACCCCACUGGGCUGGGCUCGGGCUGGAGGGGGUCAUCAAGGUACAAAUGUGCCUGGAAAUUGAAUUUAUGGCUCUUUUUUUUUCUGUCCACAUUGGUCAGCCUUAUCCUUAUCUCUGCUGUCACCAUCCCCAAUAUGGCCACUGGGCAACAACUGCCAUCCAGCCUGCCCGCAGGGCGGCCCCGUCUGCACUGCCGGCCAGUCCUUGCUCUUCCCACCUUUCGGAGGCCCAAGAUCCUACCGUGGCCGGCCAGGGCCAGCGAGGGACCCCCCUGCAGAGCUGGAGGUUGGGGUGAUGUCUUUUUGGAAAAACUUCAAGGGAGGUGUUGGGGCCUCCCUGGCCACCUUCCAUUGCUACCCCAGGAUUCCCGAGUGCAACGCUCCCGCUGCGCGUCCCACAGACGGCUCACCGCACUCUGCGCGGCUUCCACCUUUACUGACGGAGCAUGUGCGCGGCCGCGCCGGCCAGUCCCCGGCGCCCACGUCAUCUGCCCGCGCCCGCCGCCCUAGCAAUGGAUCUCGUAGGCGACUGGCGGGGGCACGCGGAGUCCCGGCCCCGCCCCCUCUGCUGGUCCGCAGUCCGCCGGCGCCUCCGCCGGACCCUCGGCGAAGAGCGGCUUGGAGCGGUUGAUGACGAACAUCUCGUGUCCGCGCUCGUCGCGGAGCUCCUCUAGCUGUGCGAACGUGCAGGGGCCGUCCGAGUAGUCGUUGACGAACAGCGCGCCCUCCCCCGGUGGCCCCCGCGCCUUUUUUCGCCUGCGGCGCCGGCGACAGAUCAUGGCGACCAGGAGCAGCGCCGUGAGCGCCAGCAGCGCGAUGGCCGCCGCAAUGGCCGUCUGCGUGGCCAGGCCCAGGGCGCGGAAGGCCAUGCUUCCCGCCUCGGGCCGGGGCUCGCGACCAGCGGGGCGGGCGGCCGGAGGUGGCGGUUGCGCGGGCUGCUGCAGCGGCUGCCGGGACGCGUUGACCAGGAGCCGGAAGGGCACGCGGGCAGCGCCACCAGCAUUGGAGGCCUCGCACUCGUACUUGCCGGCAUGGGCCAGCGUGAUGUUGCUGAGGAAGAGCAUGCCGCUGCCCGUGUCGGAUGCCGAGUGUCCGCCCAGGCCCGGCGCCCCGCCUUCUAGCUGGGCCUGGGCUUGCGGCCGGCCCUCGCGAGGCUGGGGCACCUUUCUCCAGGUCACCAAUGGCUGCGGGUAGCCAGAGGCUUGGCAGGCAACCCGCAGGUCCUCACCCAGGUUGGCUGUGAGCUCCAGCGGCUGCACGUGGACAGAGGGCGGAAUGCAGAUGAGGCUGCUGUGGGAUACGUCCAGGAGACUCUGGAGCGCCAGGCGCGGGGGCUCUGCACACAUAAUCUUCCUGUCCCUGGAGGUGAGCAGCCGCUGGCCGCCCUCCUUGAUCCAGGCACCCAGCCAGUGCAGGGCGCAGUCACAGCGCCAUGGGUUCUCUGUGGGAGAGCAGCAUCAGGCAGGUGGCUUGAGGAUGGUGCUACAACACAGCCUGUGCAGUUGGGGUUCUGCGGGCCAGGGCAGGGGCCUCUUUCCCACCUACCACAGCCUUUUCACACGGAGUCCAAGGCCCCUGCCACCCCUUCCUUCACCCCAAGCUCCGUGGGGCGGCAGCAGCCCUUCACCCCCGCCCCGCUCCCUCCGCCUCAGCUCUGUGAUGCCUGCCUGUUACAGAUCACUUCUGCGUCAGAGGAAGCACCUGCUCCUCAAAUCUUCCUGCAACAAGUGCCACUGCUUUUAGGAACCUGGGCUUCCACAUAGGCAUCUCACCAGCACUGAAACCUUACAAGUCCUCUCAGCCUUGUCUUUGGAUGUUCUCUCGGGAAUGUCCCCAGUCCUGAUCAGCUGUCUCCUUUGCAAUUUUUGCCUCCCCUCUGAGGGCCUAAAAGUGUACAGAAUCCUCAACUCUGUUAAGUCACCCUGUGGGGUUCCUGUCUUGUCUUCCUCAGGCAGGGUGCCUGAGCUGUAUCCCCCAACACGCCCAUUCCCGCAGCCCUCCCCUGUGGCUGCAGGCGGUGGUGCGGCCCUCCAGACUGCUGCCCAGUUGUCUGCUAUCAAAGCCCCUCCACACAUGAGCCUGUUCCCUACUGCCACCACCUGGCCAAGACAGAGACACUUCCCGAGGAAGAGGUACCUGUGAGGCGCAGGACUUGCAGACUGGCCAGGGGCUGCAGCGCCUCUCGGCUGAUGGUACCCAGCUGGUUCCUGCUGAGGUCCAGCAGUGCUAGGGAGGACAGCCCCGCUAGAGCCUGGUCCUCCAGCAGCUCAAUGCUGUUUUCUUGCAGGUGAAGCUCCUGCAGUCGCUGAAGUAGGGACAGCAGAUCGUGAGGAAAAAGGGCGCCGAGGUUGGGGGCAUGCCCCCCCUUCUUACCAAGCUACACUACGUUGCCUUUUCUAACUACUCCAGCCCUACAGGGCGAGCGGCCAUAAUGGAGUCUCCCGCCCCUUCAGACCCCAGGCGCUCACCGGCAGGUGCAAGAAGGUGAAAUCCAGCAGCCGCGCCAGCUGGUUGCCCGCCAGGUAGAGCACGCGCAGCUGGGCCAGGCCUGCGAAGGCGCCGCUGCGCAAGGCGCGCAGCCGGUUGCUGGUGAGCGCCAGCUCCAGCAGGCGCGGCUGCGCGCGGAAGGCGCCGGCCUCCAGGGCGCGCAGGCUGUUGUUGUGGAGGUAGAGCCGCCGCAGAGCGGCGAGCGGCGCCAGGGCUCCUGGCUCCAGGCGCGCGAUGUUGUUGUCCUGCAGGAACAGUGUCUGCAGGCCGGGGAAAAGGGAGGCGCUUACCCCGCUGCGGGGGUCUUCUCCUUGGGGGCACCCUGUCCUCCCGCAGCUCCACACAGUGCCCACCUGCGUCCCUGGCGGGAUUCCCAGCGGGACGACACGCAACCGCAGGGCGCCGCACUCCACUGUGGCGCUGUAGCAGCGACAGGCUGCUGGGCAGCCAACGGUGCGGGGCGGCAGUAGCAGCAGCAGCAGCAGCAGCGCGGGGGCCCCCGGGGCCAUCUCCCGAGGCCCAGCUCCUCACCGGCCCUUCCGCGGUUCAGCCGCGGACGCGUGCCCUCCUGAAACACAGGUUGGCAGGCCAGUCUCGGCAGUCGAGAGCCAGCCAAUAGAUGGAAUGGAGGCCUGCGCCUGCGUCUAACUUUUGACGCUAUAAAUCGGUUCAAAAAACUAAUAAAACGUUCGGUUUU